AUGGGUGCCACCAAAACCAAAGCCACCAUAGGCGUUCUGUCCACGAUCAUCUCUUAUAUGUGCAUCAACAGCAUAUGGAAAGCCACGAAUCCAGAGGCGUUCAUAUGGCAAUAUGAAGAUAAAGAGGAGUCGAAGUGGAUGGCUACUUCCAAGUCAUGGCUCGAUCGAAAGGCCUGUCGGUGGCUCGGAGUUUGUGGCGGGACACAUAUACACUACGCUUCGGACACGACCAGGUUUGGCCGUCGUCCUGUGAUCAAAUACAAUUCUAAGAAGAUGGUCGACUAUACACGGGAUUGGGAUUGGCAGCAUGCUUGGACCGAGGGAAAUGAUAGACCCGAAGAUUGGACAGAUGAUGAGCGUGUUCUUCGCGAGAUUCCUGAAUAUGUCAUGGAAUAUGCCCCACUCGUCCAUCUCUACUCCGGCGAGCAAUUCUGGCCAUGUGAUAUUGCAGAACACCUCUAUCACAUCACGCCGACUCUCAACUACACAGCGGUGCAGUCAGACCAGCAGCAUCCAACACUCAAUGACCUGGACGGUUUGAACCAGUGGCAGGAUGGUCGAUGGGUCUUCCUCACAAGCAAUGAUGAUGUUGAAGAACGACCAGAGUGGCUGGAGGGGCAGAAGAACAUUCCCAACAGACCUUCCAAUCCCAAUGAUCCGCUUGAUGACAACGAUGGUUGGGUACACAGCCCUGGCCGGACUUAUUUUCAAGGCAUGAAGGAUGCAAUGACCGACCUCAAAGACUGGUUUGCACCAGACCUUGAGGAUUCGGAGAAUGGAGCCGAUUUUCGAGAAUCCCUCACUGGCCAAUCAGAGGCAGACAAGAAGGCACGCCAAAGACAUAUGGAACUCAAACGUUCAAUCCUCGAGAGUCAAGCACCCGGGACAAUCCGUGGCGGCCGAAGCGAUGCCCCUGCGGUUCUCCUCACCAUCAACAAAGGCCAUGGUAUUGUGGAUGCUUUCUGGUUCUUCUUCUACAGCUUCAACCUGGGUAAUGUGGUGCUGAAUGUCAGAUUUGGUAACCAUGUGGGCGACUGGGAACACACAGUGGUCCGAUUCCAGCACGGAAAGCCGAAAGCUGUGUUCUUUAGUGAACAUAACUUUGGAUCCGCCUACAGUUACGAAGCCGUAGAGAAGCUCGGAAAACGGCCAGUCAUCUAUUCAGCCUACGGGACCCAUGCCAUGUAUGCCACCCCGGGAACACAUCCAUAUGUCCUGCCUUGGGGCAUUCUGCACGACUUGACUGACCGUGGCCCUCUAUGGGAUCCGUCGCUCAAUUCACAUGCUUAUACUUAUGAUUACAAGACGGAAAAUCUACGAUCCUCGAAUGUGACACCCAGUGCUCCAACUGAAUGGUUUCAUUUUGCCGGCCACUGGGGAGACAAGUUUUAUCCACUGGGCGAUAAGAGACAAUAUCGCUUUGCUGGACAGUACCACUAUGUCAAUGGACCCCUCGGCCCCAAGUUCAAGCACCUUUCGAGAAAGAAGAUAUGUCAGGGCCCGGAGUCGGCACCAUGUGUGAUCAAAAAUUGGUUGGGUUCAGGCGACAAGAUUGGACGGUUGAAUCCUGGAAACGAGAAUGGAGAAGACGAUCUGUAA
Messenger RNA from Exophiala oligosperma, 1599 nucleotides. RefSeq lists its product as uncharacterized. The record is from RefSeq and is a predicted model, not a curated record. The transcript has a single exon. NCBI's taxonomy places the organism in Eukaryota, Fungi, Ascomycota, Eurotiomycetes, Chaetothyriales, Herpotrichiellaceae. The coding region runs from base 1 to 1599 and encodes 532 amino acids.